Molecule: messenger RNA, 5862 nt
Organism: Drosophila serrata
Lineage: Eukaryota; Metazoa; Arthropoda; Insecta; Diptera; Drosophilidae
Gene: Dcr-2
Product: Endoribonuclease Dcr-2
Biological process (GO): siRNA processing; apoptotic DNA fragmentation; pre-miRNA processing
Cellular component (GO): cytoplasm; nucleus; RISC-loading complex
Molecular function (GO): RNA binding; protein binding; ribonuclease III activity
Source: RefSeq, a predicted model, not a curated record
GGCCGGCUGUUCGGUGUGUUCUUUGUUAAGUUUAUAUUUGAUUUCAACUUUUGUUUAGCUUUUAAAGUGUUUGUAGCGCUCUUUCUCAUUUAAAAGAACAGUUUUUGAUUGAAUGUAAUACAUAGAUGAGCCGGGCUCAUUGAAUAACGUGCUUACAAGCUUCCAAGUGAAAUAAGUCGGGAGCACAGGUGGUUGUUAAUCUCAUGUAACUUGUCUAUUAAAAAACUGGUGAAUCCCCGAUUUUGUGUUAAAGCUACAUUCAGCAACCCAGCAAGCUGUGAGCGGCCUGGUGGGACACGUCAGCAAUAAUUGGCGAAGCGUCGUCUUCGGAUCGAAAAAGUUAGUAUAUUGGACUAGAGGUUCAUCAUGGGCGACAGCGGAAACAACAUGCAGGCCAUAGAAAUAAAGCCUCGCGACUAUCAAUUGCGUCUGGUGGACUACUUAACCAAGCAUAAUGGCAUCAUCUACUUGCCCACCGGAUCCGGCAAGACCUAUGUGGCCAUCCUGGCACUCAAGCGCUUCUCCCAGGACAUGGACAAAACCAUCGAAGAUGGCGGCAAGCGGGCACUCUUUAUGUGCAACACCGUGGAGCUGGCCCGCCAGCAGGCGGUGGCACUAAAGCGCCACACCAACUUCAAGGUCGGAUUCUAUGUGGGUGAGCAGGGCGUAGACGAUUGGCCCCGAGGCAAAUGGCAGGAAGAAAUUCACGAUAAGCAAGUUCUGGUGGGCACCGCCCAAGUGAUUCUGGACAUGUUCGCUCAGCGCUACUUGGAACUUGGGUCCGUAAGCAUUGUAAUAAUAGACGAAUGUCACCACGGUACUGGCCAUCAUCCAUACCGCGAGUUCAUGCGCCUGUUCCUGUUCGUUGGCCAAAGCCAGAAGCUGCCACGCGUAGUGGGCCUCACGGGAGUCCUUAUCAAGGGAAAUGAAAUCAAGCAGGUGGCGAAGAAGCUCCAGGAGCUAGAGACGACAUUUCGCGGAAAAAUCAUCACCGUGUCCGACUCAAAGGAAAUGGAGAACGUGAUGCUUCACUCCACCAAGCCCAAGGAGUACCUGCUGAGGUUUCCAUCCCACAACCACACCUUUGAGGUUGUGAACAAAAUUAAUGACAGUAUUGACAGGUUCUCUCGAUGCUUAGACACAAUGACCAUUGGCAAGCAGCCAGUGCGCAUGUCGAAAGGAUUGCAGGCGCAGCGCGAUCCGCACAAGAAGGGUGCUGUCAAGUUAUUGUUCAACGACUUCAAGUUCCAGAUGAAGGAGUAUGGCAUAUACCCCGCCUCCAUAGCCAUUGUCUCGCUGAUUGUCGAGUUUGAAAUAAAAAAGCGCCAGGCGGAGACUAUCGCCCUAAAAUCUAUGUACAGAGGGGCCAUCCAGUUGUGCGAACAUAUCCGUCACCUGUUGGAUUUUAAACUCCAAGACAUGGUGAAUGAGGACGGCUUGGUGAACACGGAGGAUGUUAUCAUGAACUUCUCCACCCCGAAAGUACAGAGAUUCCUGCAAUACCUCAAGACGACUUUCGCCGGUAAGCAGCCAAAUGAUAUCUGCUGUCUGGUCUUUGUUGAACGCCGAUACUCCUGCAAGUGCAUUCUCGGCAUGUUGCUGGCCUUCAUCAAAAAUACGCCGGAGCUGCGCGACGUGCUGGUUCCGCAGUUUAUGGUAGGCCGAAACUCCAUCUCCCAGGAUUUUGAUAGCGUCCUGGAGCGCAAGUGGCAAAAAUCGGCCAUUCAGCAGUUCCGGGAUGGCGAAGCCAACCUAAUGGUCUGCUCCAGCGUACUGGAAGAGGGCAUCGAUGUUCAAGAAUGCAACUAUGUGCUCAUCUUGGAUGCUCUCAAGACUUUCAACAUGUACGUGCAAACGAAGGGACGAGCUCGCUCCAAGAAUGCCCAGUUCAUAAUGUUCGCGUCGGAAGUGGAGACAGCCAAGAUCUCACAGCAAAUUGGCCAGUAUCGCGAAGCUCAUGCCGAAAUUGCCGAGUAUCUGAAAGAGCGAGUUUUGGACCGAGCUGAACCACAACUAGACGAGAUUACCGAACACUUCCGGGACAUAAUACCGCCGUACAAGAACGAACAUGGCGCCCUUCUUUUGCCCAGCAACGCCCUCAUCCUGCUCCAUCGGUAUUGUCAAAGUCUGCCGUCGGAUGCCUUUGGCUUUGUGGUUCCGUGGAUCAAUUUGCUUGAGGACCGUGAGAGGCAAGAGAAAUUUGGUAAUUCUGCGGCUCGAAAGCCCGUGGUUUCCAUCACUAUGCCGCUAACUUCCAGACUUAAGGAAACGAUUUAUAGCGAUCCCAUGGACUGCGUGAAGUCCGCCAAAAUUUCGGCUGCUUUUAAGGUCUGCAAGCAACUCUAUCUUAUGGGAGAACUCAACGAGCGAUUCCUUCCCUUUACGCUGAAAGAGCGAAUAACGGCCAUUGCUGACAUCCACUUUGAGCACUGGAAGAAGUACGGUGACGAUGUGACUACGGUGGUCCGCAGGGAGGCGACAAAGAUACAAACCUACAAGACCGACUGUCCGGCGGAGUUUCUCGACGCCCGCCCCCGCGUUGGUGAAGUGUGCUACGCCUACGAGAUCUUACUGCAGCCGCGUUUUGAACAAAACGAUUACACGGAACAUAUGUAUCUAAAUCUCCAGACGUCGUGCAACUUUGCCCUUUUGUUGCGCAAUAAACUUCCCCGUCUGGCGGAGAUGCCGCUGUUCAGUCACCAGGGCGAAGUGUGUGUCCGUGUGGCGGAGACUCCACUAAAGGUUGUCAUCCAGAAUGAGAAACAGCUGGAGUUGCUGCAUCAGUUCCACGGCAUGCUGUUUCGCGAUAUACUAAGGAUCUGGCAUCCGUACUUCGUGCUGGACCGACGCAGCAAGGAGAAUUCCUAUCUGGUUGUUCCCCUUUCUGUGCUGAGCGAUGGUCAAGGUAAAGGCAUAGAUUGGCCAUUGGUCAUAAAGUUCCAAAAAUUGCCCCAGCCGGAGAAGGUCAGUGUGCAGCAGCGCAAGCAGCAGCCGGCUCCCCGUCCCGAGGACUUUGAGGGCAAGAUCGUCACUCAGUGGUAUGCCAACUACGAGGAAAAGCGCAUGUUGGUCACCAAGGUGCACAAGGAGCUCACUCCCUUCAGCCUGAUGGAGAAGAACCAUCAGGACAAGACUUACUACGAGUUCACGAUGUCCAAGUACAGCAACCAUAUCGAGGACGUUGUGCACCGCGACCAGUUCCUGAUCGAGGUUAGGGAAAUCACGGAGCAGCUAAACUUUUACAUCAAAAACCGGACAAAGAGUUCGGCACAGAGUAAGGCCAAGGCCAAAGUGGUUCUUAUACCAGAGCUGUGCUUCAACUUUGGGUUUCCCGGCGAUCUCUGGCUGAAGACUAUAUUCCUGCCAAGUAUUCUUCGGCGUUUGCAUUUCCUACUUCAUGCCGAGGCCCUGCGCAAGCGAUUUAAUGCCCAUCUCGGCCUAGACAAGCUUCCCAUCAAUGGAGUAAACUACAAGCCCAAGGCCCUGGAAAUCGAUUGGUCGCUCAAGAGGAACGUAGAUCCGCUGGGCAAUGCCGUGCCGAACGAAGACUUUGAGGAGCCGCGCUCCUUGCUGGAGCCGUUGCCUACGAAGUCAAUUGUGACGGAUAUGGCAAACCUAACGAUCGGCGACUUUGAAAAUUCCUGGCAGCAGUACAUGGAGCCGAAGGAUCUAUCGCGGAACAUAAUGAAUAUUUAUCCCGUGGAGCUGGCCUACUAUUACAACUUCACGAAGGGCCAUGUAUCGAAGAUCGAUGAUAUGGAGCUCGAGGAUAAAAAGUUCUGGACGGAGACGCAGUUCAAGAUGUCAAGGAAUGUUUACGGUACUAGAUCGGUAGCUAAGGCAAACAAUGGCCUGCCGGCUUUAAUGCCCUCCACCUCGAUAGUUGUCCCCGGCAUGGAAAGCCGCCUCUCCGUCCUGCAAAAGAGCGUGUCCGAUGACCACAUUACGCCAGCGGAGCAGGGACAAUUUCUGGCUGCCCUCACCUCGGCGGGGUGUUCGGAUGUUUACGAUAUGGAGCGUUUGGAGCUGUUAGGCGACUCCUUCCUCAAGCUAAGCGCUACACUCUAUCUGACCAGCAAGUAUCCGAAUUGGAACGAGGGCACCCUUACGCAGGUCAAGUCCAAAUUGGUCUCGAACCGUAAUCUGCUCUACUGCCUCAGCGAAACGGACAUACCAACGAAGAUCAACAAUUCGCUUUUAACUCCGAAAUACACUUGGAUACCGCCCAGCGUCAGUCUGCCGCACAACGUGUUAGCCUUGUGGCGGGAAAAACCGGGUCUGGCGGAACUGGUGGGACCACACAAUCUGCGCGCCUUGGUGCUCAGCGAGGAGGAGUCACUCACCAAGGGCACCUGCGACGAGCACACCUAUCGCAACUUCGUCGACAGCUGCCAGAGUAACGUGAACAGCCAUUACGCUGGUGCCGACUUCUCCGCGGAAGUGAACUUCUGCGUAGGUCAGACCAAGAUCGCCGACAAGGUGGUGGCCGACACCCUGGAGGCGCUGUUGGGCGUGAUUGUGAAGAACUACGGCCUGCAGCACGGCUUCCGGAUGCUGGAGUACUUUGGCGUUUGCAAGGCAGACAUUGGCAAACCCCUAUCCCAACUGUUGGACCUCAGCUUGAGCGGCGACAAGAUGCGGGCUAAUGUUACCACCACGGAGAUCGAUAGCUUUCUAAUCAAUCACACCCAUCUGGAGGAGAAUCUGGGCUACACAUUCAGGGAUCGUGGAUAUCUGCUGCAAGCCCUUACCCAUCCUUCGUAUCCCACUAAUCGCGUCACCGGCUGCUACCAGGAGCUCGAGUUUGUGGGAGACGCCAUUCUAGACUUCCUUAUCUCUGCACACAUUUUCGAGAACAAUGUCAAGAUGACCCCGGGCCAGCUCACUGAUCUGCGAUCGGCACUGGUCAACAAUACGACUCUGGCCUGCAUCUGUGUGCGGCACAGGCUUCACCUGUUUAUCCUAGCGGAGAACGCAAUGCUAUCGGAGACAAUAGCCAACUUUGUGAACUUUCAGGAGAUCCAGGGACAUCGGGUGACCAACCACGUACGCAUUCUGGUCGAGGAGAGUGACAUUCAGAGCUCUCCUCUGGACUAUGAUGAUGACGAUGACUUUGAAAUGACCGAGAUGAUGGGAGCUUCGAAAGCUCUUACACAGCAUGGAAAAGGUGAUACUCCGGUCAAGGGCGAAUAUAAUAUGUCACAGAAUGUGGAUGUGCCAAAGGCCCUAGGCGAUGUCCUGGAGGCUCUGAUUGCAGCUGUUUAUCUAGACUGUCGCGAUCUCAAACGCACCUGGCAAGUCAUAUACAAUCUUUUCGAGCCAGAGAUACAGGAAUUCUCGCGCAACGUGCCAGUUAAUCCGAUCCGCCAGCUCUUCGAGCACAAGCUAGCAAAUCCUGUCUUUAGUUCGCCCAUCGUCGACGAGGAUAAAGUGAUGAUGAGCUGUCAGUUCACCUGCAUGGAGAAAUCCAUCAAGGUAUAUGGAUUCGGCAACAACAGGGAUCAGGCCAAGAUGGCGGCUGCCAAGCACGCGCUCCAGAAGUUGGCCAAGUGCGAUGCCUAGGCCAAUGUCGAAUGCUCUCUCAACUUAUUUAACAACGAUGAUCUCCAUUACGCUUUUAAAGGAUAUUUCGAUCUCCGAAUGAUCUUCUAAAAGCGGAAUGUAGAUCAUCGUAGUUAAAUACAAAGUUUAAAGCACGACACACAUUAUUGCUUCUGUUAAUCAGUAAUAUAAUUGAACAAAUAAUGCAUUUUUUUUAGGCGCUUUGGAAAAAGGUUUAACAUGUUAAAUAUACAAAUGUAUAUGUAAAACCUCUAGUCCAUUUUAAAAUUGAAAAAUAUAGAGAUCACUUAGGACUUCCAA